Molecule: messenger RNA, 1973 nt
Organism: Tricharina praecox
Lineage: Eukaryota; Fungi; Ascomycota; Pezizomycetes; Pezizales; Pyronemataceae
Product: RING-14 protein
Exons: 3
Coding region: 324-1760 (478 amino acids)
Molecular function (GO): metal ion binding
Source: RefSeq, a predicted model, not a curated record
UCGUUGAUGACUACCGAGUACUACAAAAGACCGGCCGUUCGUCGUCGGAAUGGCUCCGUCUGGCUCUUGCUUUCUGCGAAAGAAGCCUUUCUACACUAUACGCUAAGAUAGCUAUCCCGUUCUUCCUUCGAAGAGACACAUCUCCAGUCACCGUCGCCGUCAUUGCCACCAUUACCACCGCCGUCACCGCCACCCCCCCUCGAGCUCGAGACCGGCUAUCGUUCCCGGGUAUCAUCCAACGUUGUACCGCAUAUAUUGAGAAGGCCCAGCAAACAGCACGCCGGGACCCAGCGAAACCAUCACCAUUACCACCGUAACCGACGAUGAAGUUCGCCCACACCUUUAACGAAACGCUGUCGAGCGAGAAUUUUCCGCCCGAGUGGCAGGCCGCCGCUAUCCAGUACCGCCAGCUCAAGAAGUGCAUCAAGCGUCUACAGCGCGAGCUCGACGAGCUGGGACUGAGCGUCGAGACGCUCAAAUCCCUUAUUUGCGAGUGCAGGGACCAGGGCUGUGGUGAUGGCGGCAACGGUGGUCACGGGCCGAUGCUGCAGUACAUGUUUGAUGGCAAUCUGCAGAGUUUCCAGCCCAGGCUGGUAUUGACGAUUCGUGGCCAUGACGAUCUACUGUUGGAUUUGGGAUUGACGGAGGAGACGAAAAAGUCCUUGCAACGGCUGCUGAAACAACGCGGACUACCGCUGCCGAGGAGAGCGUCGACAGUCUCCGAAGACAGCGGUACCAGUAGUCCCGAAUCCGAGGGUUCGGAUCCGUCCGAGACACUGCCGUCUUCGGUGAAACCCGACGGCGACAUCGACACCGAUACACCGGUGUCGACCAUAGAAAUCCCGCUCAGUAGCGAUGCCGAGUUCUUUCACAUCCUCACGUCCGAGCUAUCGGCGCUCGACAUAGUCCAAACCCGCGCCGCAAAGAUCAUCCAGAACGAGAUCAUCGUUCUUGGAGAUUCCGUUACAGCGGUAGCAGCACCGAGAUCCCUAGCCCUCAAACAGUCGGAUCUGUACCCGUGGCGCGAGAUCUUCCGAAUGUACCUGGAUAUGGGCAUCUUCAUCUCGAACCUCGAGAUUGAGAGGCACAAGGAGCGCGACGCGGACGAAGCGCAGGUACGCCUGGAGAAGUUUUCCAACGAGGUGAGCCGGUUGGGACUCAGGAAGCAAUUCAAACGUCGGGAGAGCGGGGUACUGUAUUCCCGCUUCAUCGCCGUGAAUAUGGAGGUCCUGAGGGUGAUGCGGUUCCAAGACAUCAACAAGCUAGCCAUGCGGAAGAUUCUCAAGAAAUUCGAUAAACGCACCGCUCUCGGCGCCCGCGAUUUAUUCCCGACGUUCGUAGCCUCGAACCCUUUUCUCGCCUCGCACAUGGCCAAAGCCAUCUGCUUCACCAUGUCCUCCAAGCUCCUCUCGAUCCUACCGCAACUCGACGACUACCUCUGUCCGAUCUGCCAAUCCAUCUCGAUGAAGCCCGUGCGGCUCUCGUGCUCGCACGUCUUCUGCGUCCGAUGUCUCGUGAAGCUCCAGCGCGAGUCGAAACGGUUCUGUCCCAUGUGCCGCGGCGACGUGGUGCUAAGUGCCGACGCCACGAAUCUGGAUCAUGGACUGCAGAAUUUCCUGAAGCUGUAUUUUCCAAAGGAGGCGAAGGAGAAGCAGAAAGAAAAUGAGAACGAGGUCGUCCAGGAACAGUGGAGGAAUGUGCAAUUGCGCACGGCCAUCACGGGGCCGAUCAGUGCUGAUGCCGGAUGUGUGGUUAUGUGAUUUCCUGUUUAUCUGUGCUUUUUUGGUUUGCAGUGCUUGUUCGUUGAUUUGUAUCUGGAUGAUAUCAUGUACUUGUUAUAUAUGGGUGGUGGCUAUUCGGGGUCUGUCUUUCUUGUGGCGUUAUUUGGUGGGUUUGGUCUGGUGUAUUGUUAAUGACGGGCAAUGACUCUAGGAGAGCAUUAAAAGUAAAUUCGAUGGGUCUUCAUAACGAGC